Messenger RNA from Daktulosphaira vitifoliae (grape phylloxera), 2045 nucleotides. RefSeq names its product dynein axonemal heavy chain 6-like. Gene Ontology annotation, molecular function: minus-end-directed microtubule motor activity; dynein light intermediate chain binding; dynein intermediate chain binding. Gene Ontology annotation, biological process: microtubule-based movement. Bases 168 to 2045 code for a protein of 625 amino acids. Gene Ontology annotation, cellular component: dynein complex. The transcript is spliced from 9 exons. The record is from RefSeq and is a predicted model, not a curated record. Lineage: Eukaryota; Metazoa; Arthropoda; Insecta; Hemiptera; Phylloxeridae.
UUAUAAGACUAGAAACCAUCUACUCAGAUGAGAAAAAUAUAUGAUAAUGAUUUUUUAACAUCGAUGUUGGUAUGGUUGAUUAGAAAGUCUUUUCUGACAUUGAAGACCCCUCAUCAUCACGGUAGCCAACUAUUCAGUUUAGAAAAUUGAGGACUCUUUUUCAAUCGAUGGAUCAUAAAAUACCUACACUAAUUUCUCCUGAAAAAUCAAAAGAAAAAAUUCAAAAAUCUUCUUCAGAGUUAAUUACAGUAACCGAAGAAAAGAAAAAAUAUAAAGAACGAAACAACUUAGUGACUAAACUGUUGAAAGAAGUAAACGAAUCUCAAAAAUAUUUUGAUACUCUACCUAAAAUAGCUGAAGAGUAUGUGGAGUUCAAAAAAGCACUAGACAAAUGCACAAAACGACUAGAAGAAUUAGAUAAUCAUUUAAAUUAUUUAAGAGAUUUAUACGAUUUGGCCGAUGAAUUUCAUGUACCAAUACCAGAUGAAGUUAUGAAUGAUUAUUAUAAUUUUUCUGAUGCAUUAACCGUUUUACAAUCAAGUGUUGAGCGAUUAAAUAGCGAUAUUAGAAAUGAAGUCAAUGAGCCAUGGUUAACAGAUGCUCAAUCAAAUAGUCAUGAAGUUAAAGUAUUUUUAAAGGAUUUGAAUGAACGUCUUAUCAAUUGUCAUGAAAAAUCUAAUUUAUACAAGUCGUAUCAAAAGUUCUUUCGAGUAGAAGUAACAAAAUUUGAUUUAUUAGAGGAAGCAAGUGAAGCAGUGAGACUUAGAAUAUUAUUAUGGGAUAGUUUAGAUGAAUGGGAUAAAAAUAUUCAAUGUUGGGAAGAAGAUAACUUUCAAAAUUUAGAUGUAGAAAAAGUAAAUGCGUUUCUUGCGCUUAAUUUGAAAUACUUAAUGCAAUUUAAAAAAGGUUUAUCUGAUUGUGAACUAAUAAACACAUUGAAAGAAAAAGUAUAUUCCUUUAAAGACAUAAUGCCAACAAUUAUUACACUAAGAAACCCAGAUUUAAGGGUCCAGCAUUGGCAUAAAAUCGAACAAUUACUCGGAGUAAAAUUUCCACAAAAUGAACCAUUAACAUUAGAAAUGCUUAAAGAAUACGAUACGUUUACAUAUAGUUCUUCACUUGCUGAAAUAUCUGGACAAGCAAGUUCUGAAGCAAUAUUAGAGGCGUUACUGAAAAAAGUUGAAGACUCGUGGAAAGGACUAGAUUUGAUUGUAUUACCUUAUAAAGAUUAUAAUGAUGUGUACAUAUUAGGAUCUUUAGAAGAUAUUCAAUUAGUAAUUGAGGAGGUUAAUAUAAACCUUAACACGAUUAUAACAUCAAAACACGUGGGAUUGAUUAAGUCAAGAGUUAUGGAUUGGAUUAAAUCAAUGGAAUUAAUUACAGAAAUUCUUUCAGAAUGGACAACAUGUCAAACAAAUUGGAUCUAUUUGGAAUCAAUUUUUGCUGCACCAGAUAUACAAAGACAACUUCCAAAUGAAACAAAAAUGUUUAAUCAAGUAAAUAGAUCAUGGAAAAAUAUAAUGAAAAAUGUAUCAAAAAAUCCAAUGGCAUUAACAACAUGUACUGACCAUAAACUUUUGAAUAUUUUUAAGAAAAAUAACCAACUUUUAGAUCAAAUAUUACUAUGUCUGGAAGCGUAUUUAGAAUCUAAACGAGUAAUAUUUCCGAGAUUUUACUUUUUGUCAAAUGAGGAACUGAUAGAGAUUAUUGCUCAAGCUCGAAAUCCAAGAGCUGUACAACCACACAUGAGCAAAUGUUUUGAUGCAAUUUGGAGAAUUCAAUUUGAUAAUGAUAAUGAAAUAGGUAUUCCUACUGUAAAUGAUAAUAAUUCCCCAACUGACAUAAUUGCCAUGAUAUCUUCUGAGAGAGAAUUAGUUAAGUUUUCAAUGGAAGUAAAAGCUAGAGGAAAUGUUGAAUUUUGGCUAUAUAGAGUGGAAGAAGCAAUGGUAGAUACAUUAAGAAGUUUAAUGGCAGUAGCCAUAGGAGAAUAUGAUAAAGUACCGAGAAAUAAAUGGGUUUUAAUGCACUCUGGCCAAGUAAAAUAA